This is a messenger RNA of Dama dama (fallow deer), 732 nucleotides long. It is a transcript of the gene GUCA1A, whose product is annotated as guanylate cyclase activator 1A. Gene Ontology annotation, molecular function: calcium sensitive guanylate cyclase activator activity; calcium ion binding. Lineage: Eukaryota; Metazoa; Chordata; Mammalia; Artiodactyla; Cervidae. The record is from RefSeq and is a predicted model, not a curated record. The coding region runs from base 1 to 618 and encodes 205 amino acids. The transcript has 4 exons. Gene Ontology annotation, cellular component: cone photoreceptor outer segment; photoreceptor inner segment. Gene Ontology annotation, biological process: visual perception; positive regulation of guanylate cyclase activity.
AUGGGGAACAUUAUGGACGGUAAGUCGGUGGAGGAGCUGAGCAGCACCGAGUGCCACCAAUGGUACAAGAAGUUCAUGACAGAGUGCCCCUCCGGCCAGCUCACCCUCUACGAGUUCCGCCAGUUCUUCGGCCUCAAGAAUCUGAGCCCGUGGGCCAGCCAGUACGUGGAGCAGAUGUUUGAGACCUUUGACUUCAACAAAGACGGCUACAUCGACUUCAUGGAGUACGUGGCGGCGCUGAGCCUGGUCCUCAAGGGGAAGGUGGAACAGAAGCUGCGCUGGUACUUCAAGCUCUAUGACGUGGACGGCAACGGAUGCAUCGACCGCGACGAGCUGCUCACCAUCAUCCGGGCCAUCCGAGCCAUUAACCCCUGCAGCGACUCGACCAUGACCGCCGAGGAGUUCACGGAUACAGUGUUCUCCAAGAUUGACGUCAAUGGGGAUGGGGAACUCUCCCUAGAGGAGUUCAUGGAGGGCGUCCAGAAGGACCAGAUGCUCUUGGACACGCUGACCCGAAGCCUGGACCUUACCCGCAUUGUGCGCAGGCUCCAGAAUGGAGAGCAGGAUGAGGAGGGGGCUAGCGGCAGGGAAACUGAGGCCGCGGAGGCUGACGGCUGAGCUCACUGCCUGCUCUUUGUGUACUGGGGAGGGUGUGUACGGUGGUGCCUGGUGUUUCAUUGUUGUUUUAAUGCUAGAUAGAGUCUACUGAAAUUAAAGGCCCAGCUCACUUCU